UUUGUGAACACCCCUCCCUUUCUGCUGGGGACCAAAAUGCCCGCUGUGUCUGAUGUCACAGACAGUCCGGGCUGCGACCAAACUGUGUUGAUUUCUGCCUCCAGUAAGCACCAGGAAGGAGAAUCCCUCAGAGCCUCCCGCUUUUGCUCCCGUGGAUUUCCAAACAAACCCGGGCGGGAUGGGAGUGUCUUCUUGGCUCUGGAAGUCAAUCCUCCUACCUUGUCCUGAAGCUACCCGCCUCACUUUCCCGGCCCUCCGUCACCAGUGAUUUUCCUGUCCUGGACUCCAGGCGAGAGCGAGCGGCUGGUGACUGCCCCGCCCUAAAGCACUCACAAGUGAAGCCACAGCAUACCCCCUCAUCUUGGAUUGCUUCCUGUAUCAAGACCUCCACAUGUCGGCAGUAGGCUCCUGAGGCGUACCAUCCUCCUCCACCUCCCCUCAGGAAGAGAGGGCCUUCUCGAAACACCUUAAAAGCACAGGCAGGCCAGCCAUGAGAGCGUACCUGGUGGCCAUAAUCUUGAGUUCCAUCUUCCUGUACUAUGUGCUACACUGUAUCCUGUGGGGGACAAACGGCUAUGGGGUCUUACCUCUGGAAAUAAUGAAGAAAAACAACAUCAAGAAUUGUAAACAACAGCCAGCUUUCAUCUCUCUCCUGAGGUAUCCUCAGCUUUACCCAUUUCUGUGUGCAGCUGAUUAUGAAAAGGUUACUUCUGACUACGGUACCAAUAAUUUUGUUUUGCCCUAUGGGAUAAAGGCAACAGAGGGAUAUUUUCGAUUCGCCCUUUCCAACCUGCCGAAUUGUGAGCUCUUUAACGAGUUUGACAAACAGCCGUGUAAAAGAUGUGUGGUGGUUGGUAAUGGUGGAGUACUGAAGAACAAGACGUUAGGAGCAACAAUCGACUCUUAUGAUGUAGUAAUAAGAAUGAAUAAUGGUCCUGUGUUAGGACAUGAGGAGGAAGUUGGGAGAAGAACAACCUUCAGGCUUUUUUAUCCAGAGUCUGUCUUUUCGGACCCCACUCACAACGAUCCCAAUACUACAGCGGUCCUCAUUGUUUUUAAGCCACAGGAUUUAAGGUGGCUGUUGGAAAUACUGAUAGGUAAAAACAUAAACACUAAUGGUUUUUGGAAGAAACCAGCCUUAAACCUGAUCUAUAAACGAUACCAAAUCAGAAUAUUAGAUCCAUACAUUACCAGAGAAGCAGCUUACCACCUGCUCCAAUUUCCCACAAAGUUUCCCAAAGGUGAGAAACCCAAACACCCUACGACAGGAAUCAUUGCCAUCACAAUGGCAUUUCACAUAUGCAGUGAAGUUCACAUCGCUGGUUUCAAGUACAAUGUUCACAGCCCAAACAGUCCUUUACACUACUAUGGGAAUGCCACCAUGUCUUUGAUGAGCCAGAAUGCCUAUCACAAUGUGACUGCCGAACAGCUUUUUUUAAUGAACAUUAUACAGAAAAAAAUGGUAAUCAACUUGACUCAAGAUUGACCAUACAGAUUGAAAAGAUGAUGCUAAACAGUAUUAGUUUUAUUUUUGUACUGCGAAGUUUAGUUUAUUUUUAAAUAUGUUGAACUUAUCAAAUAAUUAUGUAUAUUAAGUCUGUUGCUGCCUGGUGAUUUAUAACCACCAGCUUAAUUUCUAUGAAUGUAUUUAUGAAAAAUAACAAAAAACCUUUUAGUUAAGAUAUCAGGGAAACAUGUAAAGUUUGAUUAUGUUGUUUUUAAAACAAGCUGGUGUUUUAUUUUAAUAUGCCCUUUUGUAGUUCCUUCAUCUGAAGAGUU
Molecule: messenger RNA, 1779 nt
Organism: Acomys russatus (golden spiny mouse)
Lineage: Eukaryota; Metazoa; Chordata; Mammalia; Rodentia; Muridae
Gene: St3gal6
Product: ST3 beta-galactoside alpha-2,3-sialyltransferase 6
Exons: 11
Coding region: 491-1486 (331 amino acids)
Biological process (GO): glycolipid biosynthetic process
Molecular function (GO): beta-galactoside alpha-2,3-sialyltransferase activity
Source: RefSeq, a predicted model, not a curated record